GUAACCCUAAAAUCUGAACCAGUGAGUGACACAAGAAAAUAUCUAUCCAUUUCUCUCUUUCGAUCGAACCGCAUCUCAUUUCUACUCAACAAUGGCGGAGGAAGCAGUUGUGGCACCCGCUGUUAGCCCUGUUCCCUCAGAUGGCAAGCGCAAGUUCGAAGAUCUGCACCAAGAACCAACCGAACAACUUCCUCUCGAAUCCAACCCCAACGCCGGCGAGGUUGAGAACACCGACGAUGCUGCAGUUUCCGACGAGGGUGAGACCAAGCGUCCCCGCCUCGACGACAACGGCGAUGGCAUAGCUAAUGCGAAUGGGCAUCAAGAUAAGCAGGUUGCUGAAACAGAGGAAGAAGCCACCACUUUGGAGGAUGUUGCUAUCGAGGAUGGUCAAACUACGACCAAAGACGAUUCGGAGCCGGCUGGUAAUGAACAAACUGCUGAUGAACAAACUUCUAAUGAAAUCGGCGAGCAAGCUGAUGGCGAUGAGGGAAAAGAGAUUCCCGUUGAGGACUCUGGACUGGAGAAUGCUGAGGAGCCAGCUAAAGAAGCUCCCCAGCAGCUGUCUGAAGAAACUCCCCAACAGCCAUCGAAGGAGCCAACUGAGCUAGAUUCUUCUUCUGGAGAUAAGCAAUCCGAUUCCGCUGACCCUACUUCGCAUGACGCAGAGUUGCCCAACAAUAAGGAUGCUUCUUCUGGACAAGAGCAACCUACAUAUGGGCCUGAUGUUACCUCACGGAAGAUCGAAGUUCCUAACAAUAAGGUUGGAGUGCUUAUUGGCAAGGCUGGAGAUACUAUUCGUUACCUACAGUUGAACUCAGGUGCAAAGAUUCAGAUAACAAGGGAUGUUGAUGCUGAUCCUCACUCUGCAACAAGGCCUGUUGAACUAAUAGGAACUUUGGAAAGUAUAGAAAAGGCAGAAAAGCUAAUGAGUGCUGUGAUUGCUGAGGCUGAUGCCGGAGGUUCUCCUGCUCUUGUAGCUCGAGGCCUCUCUCCUGCUCAAGCUGUGGUGGGAUCUGAACAAAUUCAGUUACAAGUUCCAAAUGAAAAGGUGGGAUUAAUCAUAGGGAGAGGUGGAGAAACGAUUAAAAGCCUACAGACCAAAUCUGGGGCACGGAUCCAGGUAUUAAUACCUCAACAUCUUCCAGAAGGGGAUGAUUCUAAAGAAAGGACUGUCCAAGUCACUGGUGAUAAGAGGCAAAUUGAAGUUGCUCAAGAAAUGAUAAAGGAAGUCAUGAGUCAGCCUGUCAGGCCAUCCACUGGAGGUUAUGGUCAGCAGGCCUACCGCCCACCUCGUGGAUCUGGUGGUCCACCCCAAUGGGGUCAGCGAGGUUCUUAUGGUCAACUGGCAACUUAUGAUUAUCAGCACCGUGGGCCAUAUCCUUCUCAUAAUCAACCUUAUGCACAUUCACCAUAUGGAAGUUAUCCUCAACAUAUGGCUCCAAGAAGCAGCUAUGGUUCUGGUUGGGAGCAAAGACCUCACCACAGUUUGCAGGGGCCACCCUCACACGGUGGCGGUUACGAUUACUAUGGAGGGCAAGGGGGUCAUCUAUCCGAUGCUCCUCCAUCCACCCAGCUUCCCAGUUCAGUCCCCCCACAUGGCACUGGUCCUUCCCCAGCUCAGGUGAAUUACAAUUAUGGACAGCCACAAGGUCAGGAAUAUGGUCAUCAGGCACCUUAUGCUCAGGCAGGACAUCCUCCACAAGGUUAUGCACAAGGAUAUGGUGAAUCGAAGUAUGAAAAUCAUCCCCCUACUCAACAUCCCUAUGGUGGACAUAUAAAUCCUCAGCCGUCCUACCCUCAGGCCGGUCCUAAUUAUGCUGCACCGCAGCAGUAUGGCAAGCCGCCAGUAUAUGGCCAGCCAUCACAUGGACAGGCUCCACAAUCUUAUGGUCACCCUAGAGCUACUCAACCAGGGGAUAUACCAUAUCAAGGUUCUACUCCUGCCCAGUCUUACGGUACGAGCAUGCCAAUGCAACAACCAUAUCCAUAUGCAUCCUCUGCGCCGACACAAGCAGCAUAUCCUACUUAUGGGUCAGCACCAGCUGCAGAUGGUUACAAUCACCCGCCCGCUGCAUCUGGACCGGUCUAUGCCCAGCCUGGUGGACAACCUACUUAUAGCCAGCCAAGCGCCCAGCCUGCAGCUAGUUAUGCUCAAGGUUAUGGAUCAUACCCAUCUCAGCAAACUUACCCUGAGCAGUCAGCUCCUAACAAUGCAGUUUAUGGCUACCAAGCGCCCCAAGAUCCUAGUUACGGCAGUGCUGCUGCUCCAGCAUAUAGUGCAGCACAAAGUGGGCAGCCAGGUUAUGCUCAACCCACACCAACUCAAACUGGUUAUGAACAAUCAGCAGGCUAUGCAGCUGUACCUGCAGCAAGUGCUCCAGCUGCUGCUUAUCCCCAAUAUGACACUGCCCAAGUUUAUGGUGCUCCACGAUGAUCUUUAUGAGAACCAAAUCACAGUUCUAGCAUGUUCUAGUUUGAUGGCAUUUUUCAGCGUAACCUGCUAUUAAUUUUCUUGUAAUCUGUACUGCUUCGUAUUGACCAUGUACUGAUUUGUUUUCCAGUGCACUGAGAUUAUGAUAUCUAGGAAAUCAAAGGCGGCUUUGGCUUUAUUUUAGCAAA
Molecule: messenger RNA, 2619 nt
Organism: Lotus japonicus
Lineage: Eukaryota; Viridiplantae; Streptophyta; Magnoliopsida; Fabales; Fabaceae
Exons: 8
Coding region: 92-2434 (780 amino acids)
Biological process (GO): regulation of gene expression
Cellular component (GO): cytoplasm
Molecular function (GO): mRNA binding
Source: RefSeq, a predicted model, not a curated record